CCUGAGGUAGGCAGGCGUGGACAGCUCUUAGGGAAGGCCCCCGGGCCGAGGAGUGUGGUGUGUGCACGCGCGUGUGUGAGGUGGUGACUGGGAGCCCGGGUGGCGGCGGGGCAGGGUACCCCAUCUCCAGGAGGGGUUCUCUGGGGUCCCGGGCCCCGGUGUGAGGUGUGUGCGUUGAGGAGCCGGUGAGCGGUGCGUCGGCUGGACGGCUGGACCAGAGUGCAGAAAAUGCUAGGGCAGGCACGGACGUGGAGCGGGGGCGCCUUUGCGGCUCCCGGCGGGGCGGGCCGCGGGGCGGAGCGCGUCCUCCCUCCCCGGCUCGCGCAAGCCGGCUCGGCGCUCAGCACCCGGGACAGCGCCGCCCACGUGGCUCGGAGGUCCGGCCCGCGCCCAGCAGGGAGCUUGGGUGCCGCAGCAGCAAGGAGCGCGAGACCCUGCCAUCAUGUUCCCGGAGCCCCAGACCCCAGGGCCUCCGACUCCCGACGCGCCUCCGGACUCCAGCCGCAUCGGCCAGGGUGCAGUGCCGCCCUGGGCCUUGGCCACCAUCGUGCUGGUCUCAGGCCUCCUGGUCUUCAGCUGUGGUUUCUGUCUCUGCCGGAAGCGCUGUCAGAAGCGGUCGGGCAAGAAGAGCCAGGCACACGCCCAGGUCCACCUUCGGGAAGUGAAGGAGCUGGGCCGGAGCUACAUAGACAAGGUGCAGCCGGAAGUGGAGGAGCUGGAGCCCAUGCCAGCUGGGCCAGGGCAGCAGGUAUCAGAGAAGCAUGAGCUAGGACGACUGCAAUACUCACUGGAUUAUGAUUUCCAGAGCGGUCAGCUGCUGGUGGGCGUCCUGCGAGCGGAGGGACUGGCGGCCUUGGACCUGGGUGGCUCCUCGGACCCCUAUGUGCGGGUCUAUCUGCUGCCAGACAAGCGGAGGCGACACGAGACCAAGGUGCAUCGGCAGACGCUGAACCCACACUUCGGGGAGACCUUCGCCUUCAAGGUCCCCUAUGUGGAGCUGGGGGGCAGAGUGCUGGUCAUGGCGGUGUACGACUUCGACCGCUUCUCCCGCAACGAUGCCAUCGGGGAGGUGCGGGUCCCCAUGAGCUCGGUGGACUUGGGACGCCCAGUGCAGGCCUGGCGGGAACUGCAGGCGGCUCCGAGGGAGGAGCUGGAGAAACUGGGGGACAUCUGCUUCUCCCUCCGCUACGUCCCCACGGCAGGGAAGCUCACUGUCAUCGUCCUGGAAGCCAAGAACCUGAAGAAGAUGGACGUAGGCGGGCUGUCGGAUCCCUACGUCAAGGUCCACCUGCUGCAGGGCGGCAAGAAGGUGCGCAAGAAGAAAACCACCAUCAAGAAGAACACGCUGAACCCCUACUACAACGAGGCCUUCAGCUUCGAGGUGCCCUGCGACCAAGUCCAGAAGGUGCAAGUGGAGCUGACCGUGCUGGACUACGACAAGCUGGGCAAGAACGAGGCCAUCGGGCGGGUGGCGGUGGGCACAGCCACCGGCGGGGCUGGGCUGCGGCACUGGGCCGACAUGCUGGCCAACCCCCGGCGGCCGGUCGCCCAGUGGCACUCGCUGCGGCCGCCUGACCACGCGAGGCCGCUGCUUGCACCCUGAUCUCCACCCCAGAGCCGUCCCUUCCCGCCUGGCGCACCGCGUCUCCAUGGCGACCUUGCCCGUACCCUGAAGCCCCGGGGGUCCCGGGGGAAGCAGUCUGGUUCCCCGGCCCAGGGGCUCCCCGGCGCUUGGACAAUCAUCCCUCCUGUCUCCCGCCCCAGGCCCUCCCCACUCACAGCCCUUGCUGCUCUGGCUAAAUAAAUGCUCCACAGCCUGGC
This is a messenger RNA of Chinchilla lanigera (long-tailed chinchilla), 1821 nucleotides long. It is a transcript of the gene Syt5, whose product is annotated as synaptotagmin V. Gene Ontology annotation, cellular component: dense core granule; synaptic vesicle membrane; axon. The transcript has 9 exons. Gene Ontology annotation, molecular function: phosphatidylserine binding; clathrin binding; calcium ion binding. NCBI's taxonomy places the organism in Eukaryota, Metazoa, Chordata, Mammalia, Rodentia, Chinchillidae. Bases 443 to 1603 code for a protein of 386 amino acids. The record is from RefSeq and is a predicted model, not a curated record. Gene Ontology annotation, biological process: calcium ion-regulated exocytosis of neurotransmitter; regulation of calcium ion-dependent exocytosis; regulation of dopamine secretion.